This is a messenger RNA of Baudoinia panamericana UAMH 10762, 1851 nucleotides long. RefSeq lists its product as uncharacterized. Gene Ontology annotation, molecular function: DNA-binding transcription factor activity, RNA polymerase II-specific; zinc ion binding. Lineage: Eukaryota; Fungi; Ascomycota; Dothideomycetes; Mycosphaerellales; Teratosphaeriaceae. The coding region runs from base 1 to 1851 and encodes 616 amino acids. The record is from RefSeq and is a predicted model, not a curated record. Gene Ontology annotation, biological process: regulation of DNA-templated transcription. The transcript has 2 exons.
AUGAGCAACGCCGCCGUGGCUCGGCCUCAGAGGGGAGCUUAUGGUGCUUCCACCGCCUCCGCCUACGGUCGGGGCUCGCCGGCUAAGAGGGAGCAGAAGCAUGUCGUCUUCCAACUUAUUGACACGGAGGAUCCUCGUAUCCAAGCUCGAUUACCAAUGAGAGUCAUGAUUUCACCGCACGAUCCGACAGACUCCAUCAUCACCACCGUCAAGAACUUUUACGGACUGUACGACUACGGGGUCAGCUUCGAGAACAAGCAAGGUAUCAGCAUCAUUGCUGCAUACGACAACUUCGACAACGACAUGACGGUCUACGUGAGGACUGUAUCGCAGCCACCUACGGCCCAGAGCGAGCAUGCCCGUUCCACCAUGUCGCCGAAGAAACCUUCGCUUGGCGCUCCCUUCGAAAUGCGCCCACCGCAACUCAACACCGCCCAAUCACCUUCUCGCUCUGCUGCUCGAUCUGCUGGACUGCGUAGCAUGUCUCCACAAUCCGACGCUGGCCGGCGAAGUGUUUCAACCGCUCCGGGUGGGAAGCUUCGAACGCACAGGCUGAAGAGCAGAGAUAACAGCGCCGCUGGGGAUGCAGACGGUUACAGCAGCGGUGACAAUGGAGAAGGGUCGGUCACUAGCUCUCGUCGCUCUAAGACUGAGCAGGUCAAUGCAGAGAUCAGCGUGGACAACAUCGUGGAGGGUGGACGGCGCAAGCGCGCCUUUGAGAGCUCGGCUAAUAGAAGACAGGAACUGCCACUCUUCGUACCGCCGCAGGUGCCAAUGAGUGCUUCCAUCUCAUCGAUUUCACCACAGCGUCGCAGCGGUCCUGGAAACGCUACUUCCCCGUACGCUUACUCUAACCAGCAGACUUUUUCUUACACGCAACCUCUGCCUUCGCCACAGAGCUAUGGCGGCGGCGUUAACCACACGCAGUCCGGCAUGGCGGCUAACGGUGGCUUUGCACCAAACAAGCAACUGCGUGGCAGGCCCAACGUCACCUACCCUCCGCCAAGGCACUCCAACGGGAUCAUUCCAACACCCGACCCGACCGUAGGCAGUGUCAUCUCCGAUGAGGACGUCGCGUUGCAGUUGAUGCGUCUAGGCGACCCAACUGCCUUUUCGCAUGGGCGCACGUCCACCUCAACAGUCGACGAUGCCCUUAGCGGCAAGGCCGAAGCUGCUUCCUCUGACGAGGAGGAUGACGAGGAUGAAGACGACGAUUUGCCAAGCGCUGGCCGACCUGCCGUACCACGAUUCAAUGACGCUGAGCCUCAGCGGAAGAAGCAGCGCACCACGAACGAGCUGCCAAGUGACGGUACCAGCGGUGAGGAGUACGAGGACCACCGUGAUGGUACCUUCGCCGCGGACGGGAUGCAGCGCAAGCCCAGCAAGUCCAAGGGCAGCAAGCCUCGAGCUCUCUCCAUGGCGAAGCCGAAGAGUAAACCUUCUGUGGGCCAUUCGAAGGUGCCUAUGUCACCGUCUUCGCUCCCGACUCAGUCUCGCAAGGGCUCCAUUGGCUCGACCAUUAACUUCCAGCACCAACUUGGUGUCGACGAAGAGGAUCUGUCUUCUAAGCCGCGCUGUCAGCGGUGCCGCAAGAGCAAGAAGGGCUGUGACCGUCAGCGUCCAUGCGGUCGUUGCAAGGACGCCGGAAUUGGCGUUGAAGGUUGCCUUAGCGAGGACGAAGGAAAUGGGCGCAAGGGCAGAUACGGUCGGCAUAUGGGCGUGCCUGUCAAGCGAUCGGACGAGAUGCUUGAUGUUAGCGGAGGCGCCGCUGCACCGCAGUCGGCGAUGCCUGCUAACGGAUACUUUCUGGCUCCGGCUCUGCCAGACAAGAGCAAGAAGAGGAAGAGGUGA